Molecule: messenger RNA, 3312 nt
Organism: Oncorhynchus tshawytscha (Chinook salmon)
Lineage: Eukaryota; Metazoa; Chordata; Actinopteri; Salmoniformes; Salmonidae
Product: metalloprotease TIKI1-like
Exons: 7
Coding region: 776-2356 (526 amino acids)
Biological process (GO): negative regulation of Wnt signaling pathway
Cellular component (GO): membrane
Molecular function (GO): metalloendopeptidase activity
Source: RefSeq, a predicted model, not a curated record
UCCAGCAACACUGUGAGGGAGUAAUGAGGGCAGUCUGGAAACACAGACGACACGGUAAAGAACGUUUCUCACGUUUCUUCGAGGAUUCGCCUACGGUUGAUGCCGCUUGGAGUUGGACAACCGGAUACCAAAUAAAGUGUUGCAAUGUUCGAAUUCCGAACAGCACUUGUACAUUAAUUUGUAUCUGCGGUCCUGUGUUUGGAAGUAGAGCAGAGUAACACCGUCGCAGCGAGGAGGAAUUCCACCGCUCAUUUCGGAACCCGCGGUCCACGUCGUUUUUAGUUUAGAACAUAACCUGUUGCUCGAGUGCACUUUGGAUACGAACCUACUCGUGCGCAGUCUGAUCGUUUCUAUGAGUGAGUGGGCUAUAAACACGGGAAAUAUAGAUUUGAUUGAUCUUAUUGAGGACUUGUAGUCUAGUCUACUAUUGGCGGAGAAAGUUGCAGGCUUCCCUGGCGUGUCGUGCAAGGCACCUUUAUUAUCAGAUAUGAGGGGAAACAGCGUGACGACAUAGCCACCAAACAUCGUCAAUGCUUUCCCAGGAGGGGAAAAAACAACACUCAAGUUAAGUAUUGAAAGCAAUUUCACUCAAACAUGAGUUCUUCCUGCGGCAGAAAGUUAGAUGUGCUAUAUGUCGGCGUGUUUGACUUAUUCUUUCCAUGGAACUGAAAUUCGGAAAUUAAUUUAGGUAAUUUCCCCGGAGCGAGUUGGUUUUUUUUGGGGUAGCUUCAUCUUACGACACGUUGUGAAAAUAACGUGCAGGUUUAGAGUUACGAUGCUGGUCUCUUGGGUCGCAUUUAUUCAAGCGUUCCUAACACUGCUGGUGAAAGGAGCCGACCAAUGGAGCCUCCGGGAGUCCUCUAACUGCGAGCUCAAUAAGAAACAAAGUGAUCUGAACUCUUUCCUGUGGACCAUCAAACGUAACCCUCCGUCCUACUUCUACGGCACGAUCCACGUCCCUUACACGCGCGUCUGGGACUUUAUCCCAGAGAACUCAAAGAAAGCUUUCCAGGAGAGUAACAUGGUUUACUUGGAGCUGGACCUGACUGACCCCUACACCAUCUCAGCCCUGACCAGCUGCCAGCUCCUCCCCCAGGGGGGAACCCUACAGGACGUUCUACCCAGAGACAUCUACGGACGCCUCAAGAGGCACUUGGAGUAUGUCAAGCUCAUGAUGCCAUUCUGGAUGACUCCUGACCAGAGGGGUAAAGGCCUCUACGCUGACUACCUGUUUAAUGCGAUAGCGGGGAACUGGGAGAGGAAGAGGCCUGUGUGGGUGAUGUUGAUGGUGAACUCGUUGACGGAGGCGGACAUUAAGACGAGGGGGGUCCCGGUGUUGGAUCUGUACCUGGCCCAGGAGGCAGAGAGGAUGAGGAAGAGGACAGGAGCUGUGGAGAAGGUGGAGGAGCAGUGUCACCCGCUGAACGGACUCAACUUCUCUCAGGUGAUCUUUGCCCUGAACCAGACCCUUGUACAGCAGGAGAGUGUGAGAGCAGGCAGUCUGCAGGGCUCCUAUACCACUGAGGACCUCAUCAAGCACUACAACUGUGGAGACCUCAACUCCAUCAUCUUCAACCAUGACACCUCUCAGGUCCCCAACUUCAACAACGUGACCCUGCGCCCCAGCGAACAGAUAACGGCCCAGGAGAUAGACAGCUACUUCAGACAGGAACUGAUCUACAAGAGGAACGACAGGAUGGGGAACAGGGUUAAGACUCUGAUGGAAGAACACCCUGACAACAGCUUCUUCUUCGCCUUCGGAGCAGGUCACUUCCUGGGCAACAACACAGUGAUUGAUGUGCUGAGGAGUCAGGGCUAUGAAGUGGAGCACACUCCUGCAGGGCAGCCCAUUAGCAGUCGAUCGAAAUCCUCUACCGACCAGACGGGUCGUUCUCCGGGUCAGAACCUGGAUGAGUCCCCUUACCUGGAGCCGUUCCUCCACGAAUUCCACGAUGAGGAACAACAGCACCCCCUGCAGGACAACCCACUACCCAACAUACCCCGUCACCUCCCCAGCCUGGAGCUGAUGGACACGAUGGACCGGAAGCUGAAGAAGAAACGACGUAACAAACAGAAGAAACAUCAGAGAAACAGACAGUUUAAUGACCUCUGGGUUCGCAUCGAGGAGAGCACCACAGUCCAGUCUCCUCCACCUCCGCUGGUGCCUAUCAUCAACGGUUACGUCACCGUAGGGCCUCACCACCAUGACCUUGAAAGAGGCCUCGCCCACGGCCACGGCAGAACCAAUCACCACAGGUGGUCGUCAGGCUGCUCCGCCUCCGCGCCGCUGUCUGUCAUCUGGUUACGGUUAACAGUAUUGGUUCACACCUGGACACUGGUAGUAACUCUAGUCUAAAGUAUGAGGUUGUUGGUUAAACUUUUACACAAAAACUGGAAGAAAAAUCCUCAUCAAUCUAUUUCAAAAACACUGUAAUUCUGUAUACUGUUAACAGUGUUGGGUGACAUCUGGACUGCACAUCUAGUACAGGAGGUUCCUGGUUCAAAACCCUCCUGCUCUCAUCUGGACUGCAGCACUAAUGCAGGAGGUUCCUGGUUCAAAACCCUCCUACUCUCAUCUGGACUGUAGCACUAAUGCAGGAGGUUACUGGUUCAAAACCCUCCUGCUCUCAUCUGGACUGCAGAUCUAAUGCAGGAGGUUCCUGGUUCAAAACCCUCCUGCUCUCAUCUGGACUGCAGAUCUAAUGCAGGAGGUUACUGGUUCAAAACCCUCCUGUUCUCAUCUGGACUCUAGUAGCAGAUCUAGUACUGUAAUCAGUGUUGGUUCACAUCUGGACCCUGAAUAACUAGUGCAGGAGGUUACUGGUUCAAACCCUUCCUGCUCUCAUCUGGACUGCAGAUCUAAUGCAGGAGGUUCCUGGUUCAAAACCCUCCUGCUCUCAUCUGGACUGCAGAUCUAAUGCAGGAGGUUCCUGGUUCAAAACCCUCCUGCUCUCAUCUGGACUGCAGAUCUAAUGCAGGAGGUUCCUGGUUCAAAACCCUCCUGCUCUCAUCUGGACUGCAGAUCUAAUGCAGGAGGUUCCUGGUUCAAAACCCUCCUGCUCUCAUCUGGACUGCAGAUCUAAUGCAGGAGGUUCCUCUUUCAAACCCUUCCUGCUCUUAAACUGGAAGGAAAGGAUUCAUCUUUUUCAACACACAAUGAGGUGAAUCCUAACUUCAAGUGAAAAUCGGACAUAAGUGGAAGUUCGCAUUCGCUCAAAUCAGUCUAAACUGGAUCUUUUUACAUUUAAUUUAGUACUUAGUACUUUAGUACUUUAAUUUAGUACUUAGUACUUUAGUACUUUAAUUUAGUAC